UAAAUAAUUGGCGAAGAUAGUGACGCGUAAAUCAACGUAAGAUUGGAUAAUACAAACAGUAAUUCAGUUCAAUCCGAACGUUCUGUUUUGUGCGACCAAAUGGCAACCGUAGAAUUUCUUCAAGCUCAGGUGGCUUCGUUGGAAAAGAAGCUGGCUCAGUAUGAACAGAAAGAAGGUCCAACUCGACAAAAAAUCGAACAAAUGAGUUCCGAGGUAGUCGACUCUAAUCCAUACAGUCGUCUUAUGGCUCUUAAGCGAAUGGGUAUUGUGGAUAACUACGAGGCAAUUCGAAGUUACACGGUCGUCGUUGCAGGCGUUGGGGGAGUUGGUAGCGUAACUGCAGAAAUGCUCACCAGAUGUGGUAUCGGAAAGCUAAUCCUGUUCGACUACGACAGAGUAGAGAUGGCAAAUAUGAACCGGUUGUUCUUCCAACCAUAUCAAGCUGGAAUGUCGAAGGUAGACGCAGCUGCCCGAACUCUCCAGUCGAUUAACCCUGAUGUGGUAAUAAAGACUCACAACUAUAAUAUCACAACAGUCGACAACUUUAAUCAUUUCAUGGAAGUCCUGCGAACCGGCGGACUUGUUGAGGGAAAGCCCGUUGACCUUGUACUCAGUUGCGUAGACAAUUUUGAAGCCCGAAUGGCCAUUAACACUGCUUGCAAUGAAUUAGGUCAAACAUGGAUGGAAAGUGGAGUUUCCGAGAAUGCGGUAUCUGGCCACAUUCAGUUGGUAAUUCCGGGCGAAACUGCUUGUUUUGCCUGUGCGCCUCCGCUUGUCGUGGCUGCCCAGAUCGACGAGAAAACACUUAAGCGGGAAGGAGUUUGUGCCGCGAGUUUACCGACGACGAUGGGUAUUGUCGCAGGAAUGCUUGUUCAGAACACUCUCAAAUUUCUUCUCAAGUUCGGAACAGUAUCACAUUAUCUGGGCUAUAAUGCCCUUCAAGAUUUCUUCCCAACGAUGGCGAUGAAGGCCAAUCCGCAUUGCGACGAUUCGUUCUGCAGGAGCCGCCAGCGAGACUACGAGAAAAGUAAUCGUGACGAUAAACAAACUCAGGCGGCGUCAGCUCCAACUGAGCAGGAGGUUAUUGUCCAUGAGAACAACGAAUGGGGUAUCUGUUUGGUUGAUGAAGAUGUUGAGGACAAACAGGAAGAUGCCACUGCCCCACAGCUCACACAAGGUGUCCAACUCGCUUACACGGUUCCGAAGCAACAACAUGAGACGUCAACGAGCGCCAGCAGCUUCGGCAAUGAGGUGGCCGUCUCGGAUGACACGAGCCUCGACGAGCUAAUGAAGCAAAUGAAGUCCCUCUAAUUAGAUUAGGCGAGAUAAUAUGCACUUAUAAUUUUUGCUUUGUUUAGACAAAACAAUAAAGCAAUAUUUUAUUUUGAAGUACUUUUUUAUGGAAAAAAAAUUAUAACGAAGGAUAUGGCAUUCAUAUUCAUGUCUCAAGGAAUGACAACAAUCAAUGUCUUUUAAGACCUUUUCCUACACACGGGUGUGCAUGUGGCUCUCCAGAGCUUUCAAUAUAGACAUUCAUCUGGCGAUGAAUGUCUAUAUUGAAAUUACAACAAACAAUCCACCUUCAAAGAUAAAUGGUCGCUUUCGCGUUGACGACUGCUGUAAUAUUACUGCGCUGAAUCAUCAAAGGGACAAAAUUGUCUAUACAAAAACGUGGAUUGACUACGCGCAUAAAUAAGCUAUAAUGGUACUCCAAUCUAUAUAUUCAUUUUUAAUUGCGUUAUCAGAUCAUCUGUGUUUAGUACCCAAUGGAAUGAAAUUAAAAAAAUACUUUUAAGAAGACUCAGUACUA
Varroa destructor (honeybee mite) is the source of this 1810-nucleotide messenger RNA. It is a transcript of the gene Uba5, whose product is annotated as Ubiquitin-like activating enzyme 5. Gene Ontology annotation, biological process: protein ufmylation. Gene Ontology annotation, molecular function: UFM1 activating enzyme activity. The record is from RefSeq and is a predicted model, not a curated record. Lineage: Eukaryota; Metazoa; Arthropoda; Arachnida; Mesostigmata; Varroidae. Gene Ontology annotation, cellular component: cytoplasm; cytosol.